Messenger RNA from Arachis stenosperma, 2750 nucleotides. RefSeq names its product pentatricopeptide repeat-containing protein At1g55630-like. Gene Ontology annotation, molecular function: protein binding. The transcript is spliced from 2 exons. NCBI's taxonomy places the organism in Eukaryota, Viridiplantae, Streptophyta, Magnoliopsida, Fabales, Fabaceae. The coding region runs from base 378 to 1817 and encodes 479 amino acids. The record is from RefSeq and is a predicted model, not a curated record.
CAAAGGAAAGACUUGAGAAAAAGUGAUUUCUUCUUCCUUCGUCCAGCGUGUUAGGGUUUUGCAGUUGCGGAGUUCAGUGAGAUUAGUGACAAUGCAUUGCAGCUCCAUAUGAUGCAAUUCUCCAGCACCUGCAACGCUGUCUCGAUCAAAACGCCAAAGUAUCGUUCAACACGGUACGAUAUUUUGCCCCUUCAUGUUUAUCUCCUUGUUCUUGUAUACUCAAUCUGUUCCUCCAAGCUGGAUUUUUCGAUUCGAUGGCCAUCAUCCAUCAGCUCGGUAGCACCAUGAGCUUCUCGAAGAUUCCAGUGCAGAGAAACUCCGCUGUUGUGUUGUGUAUUUCAAAGUUGCUGAUAUAAUAAUGGGUUCGAGAUCGAGCCAUGAAUUCAGUAACCCUUUUAGGUCCAAGAAUAGUUCACAAAAUUCCCCAUUGCUUGAUUAUGUCACGGAAAUUAUGUGAUGGUAUUUUUCAUGGUGAUGAUGGGUUUGAAUGCGUCGAGGAACCUUUAAAAAGGAUAGUUUCGGAGUAUGAUUCCAACGAGGGUGAAAGGCUCCAUGUGGAUGAGGAUUGGAGCUGUAACCAUAAUCAGUUUUCGCUUAGAAGAGGGUUCUUAGAGAACGUGAAGCUAGAUGCCAAGAAGGUCCUUGAGGUUCUUCGACAAGAUGGACCGGGCCUUGAUGCUAGGUUAGUUUUAGAUGAAUUGAAUGUAAGUCCGUCCGGGAUUCUUGUCAGAGAAGUUCUCGCUGGAAUCUUGAAGAGCAUAAAUUUUGAUAAUAAAACCAGGUGUGCCAAGUUGGCAUACAAGUUUUUAGUGUGGUGCAAUCAGCAGGAGGAUUACAGGCCCACUUCAAAUGCAUAUCACCUGAUGAUGAACAUAUAUGCCGAGUGCCUGGAGUUUAAGGCUUUGUGGAGGUUGGUUGAUGAGAUGAUUGAGAAAGGGUUUCCUGCUACUGCUCGUACGUUCAACAUUUUGAUUCGAACUUGUGGUGAGGCAGGUUUAGCUAAGAAAUUGGUGGAGAGGUUUAUUAAAUCAAUGAAUUUUAAUUAUAGGCCUUUUAAGCACUCCUACAAUGCGAUUCUGCAUGGUCUUUUUGUGUUAAGCCAGUACAAGUUGAUUGAGUGGGUUCAUCAACAAAUGUUGCUGGAGGGUUUUUCUUCAGAUGUUUUAACAUACAAUAUUGUCAUGUUUUCUAAGUACAAACUUGGAAAGAUGGAUCAGUUCCACAUACUGCUUGAUGAGAUGGGUAGGAAUGGAUUUUCUCCAGAUUUUCACACCUAUAACAUUCUUCUUCAUGUUCUUGGUAAAGGAGACAAGCCCCUUGCAGCUCUUAAUCUUCUAAAUCUCAUGAGAGAAACAGGUAUAGAGCCAACAGUGCUUCAUUACACCACAUUGAUAGAUGGACUCAGCAGAGCUGGGAAUGUGGAUGCAUGCAAAUACUUUUUUGAUGAAAUAAUAAAGAAUGGGGGCACGCCUGAUGUGGUGGCUUACACUGUAAUGAUAACAGGAUAUGUAGUGGCAGGUGAGCUUGAGAAAGCUCUGGAAAUGUUUCGAGAGAUGAUUUCUAGAGAACAGGUCCCAAAUGUGUUUACAUACAAUUCCAUAAUUCGGGGAUUAUGUAAGGCACGAAAGUUCAAGGAAGCCUGCUCAAUGCUCAAGGAGAUGGAGACCAAAGGUUGUAGUCCAAAUUUUGUUGUCUAUAAUACAUUAGUGAGUAGUUUGCGCAAUGCCGGAAGAACCAACGAUGCUCAUGAAGUGAUAAAACAGAUGAUGGAGAAGCGGAAGUAUGGUCACAUACUUUCGAAAUUUCAAAAGGACUAAUGUAUAGUUAUAGGGUAGAUUGUCAACUUGGAUACGUUAUGGGUAUCUACAAAUUAUCUGGUUAGCUGUGACCAAUGUCCCACUGCGGGUUCAAAUGGUUCCCCUCCUCCUCUGAUAUAUAUAUUUUUUGAGCAAUCGGCUGAAAUGAAGAACUGAGAUUGGGUUUUCAGUUGAGAUAUGUAUGAAGCAGGACGACCCCGCUGCUAGUGGAGAUUGAUUUUUUUUUACUUCUUGUUGCUAUAGAUGAAGAUCUAACAAUAUAUAUUCACACACGCACAGUGAAGUUGGCGGGUGUGUAUGAAUGUAUGUUAUGAAAAAAGCCGGUACUGUUGAAUUUUUUUAUUAGUCUCUAUACAUGAAUGUAAACGUGUAUGUAAAAAUUCAGCUGACUUAUAUUUAGUUACAAUUUAUUGAGGCGUCACUUGCAUUCUUGUAGUCCUAUAAUGACCUCUGCUAGUUGAAAUUGUACUUAUUUGAAGUGAUUCUGCUCCGAGAAAGAUAAAAUGUCUACCACAAAAGAAUUGUCUCUUCUUAUAAGCUUACAUUGCGCACUGCUAUAAUAGAGUGAAGAUUUUUUCAGAUUCUCUCAUGACCAAGAUAAUCUGUCGCUGUUGCCCACCAUAUAUACAGCCAAAGAUGACUCGACAGAAUGAUUGCCGAAAAUGCUUUGCUCAUGAAGCAAACGUGUGUAUAUACAUGACUUAGCUUUCACACUGAGAUGAAUGCUUUGAAAACCAUAGUUGUCUUCUUUCAUCUUUCAAGUGGUAGUGUGGAAUGAUGGAAUCACGAGCGUCCUUUGCUCUUGGUUUCAUUGGCACUUAAUUUAUAGAAAAUCACCAUGAAAAUUUAGUUUAAUAAUCAUUUGCUGAAACAAGACGUCAUAUUUAUCUACAAUCUUAUCACUACUAUCAGAGGAGAAGCCGUGGCCGCAAU